CUUCUUCCGUUCGGAUUCUGUUGUAACGGCUACGCGUUGUCAACACCGCGAUGAGCAACUAUUGGGGCUUACUCGUAGGUUAAUUAGAUCCGAAUAAGCAUUUUCUUUUAGACGCCUUGCUUUCCUGACAAACGCGUCGGGCUCGACGGGGAGCGGAGCCCGCUGUCCAAUCCAGAGGUUUACUUCGCGCGGUGGGGGAAUCGCAGCCAUGAUGGCGUCCAGCUACAGCGCCAAGGAGGAGGACGGACACCACUCGGGUGCUCCGGGCCACGGUGGAAACGGAGGUGUCAAGAGCAAGAAGCCGGACAACACUGCCUUCAAACAGCAGAGACUGCCCGCCUGGCAACCGAUCCUGACCGCGGGGACGGUCCUACCGGCCUUCUUCGUCAUCGGGCUCCUCUUCAUUCCCAUCGGCAUUGGCCUGUACGUCACGUCCAAUAACAUCAAGGAGUUCGAGAUUGAUUACACCGGUGUGGAAACGACAAGUCCGUGCUACAAUUGUGCUCAGAACUUCAGCUGGAACAGCACAGCGCUGUGCAGCUGUUCUGUUCCUUUUACCUUGGAACAACCAUUUGAGAGCAAUGUCUUUAUGUACUACGGCUUGUCUAACUUCUAUCAAAACCACAGACGCUAUGUGAAGUCCAGGGACGACAGCCAAUUAAAUGGUGAUAAGUCAUCUUUGAAGAACCCAAGCAAGGAAUGUGAGCCAUACCGCACGAGUGAUGGAUUGCCUAUUGCUCCAUGUGGGGCUAUUGCCAAUAGUCUUUUCAAUGACACUCUGGAUUUGUAUUAUAUUGAUUCCAAUGAUACCAAAACUCCCAUUCCUCUGGUUAAGAAGGGCAUCGCCUGGUGGACAGACAAACACGUGAAGUUCCGUAAUCCCAGUGGGAGCAGCAAUAACCUCACCGCUGCUUUCCAAGGUACAGCCAAGCCAGUGAACUGGAGGAAAGCAGUAUAUGAGUUGGACCCCUCAGAUUCCGACAACAACGGGUUCAUAAAUGAGGAUUUUAUUGUGUGGAUGCGCACAGCCGCCCUGCCCACUUUCCGCAAGCUCUACCGUAUCAUCCAGAAGAAGCCUAAUAUGGCCCCAACUCUGCCAAGUGGCAAAUAUGUCCUGGAAGUCACCUACAAUUAUCCCGUACGUAGCUUUGAAGGGCGGAAGCGUGUGAUCUUGAGCACCAUCUCCUGGAUGGGUGGCAAGAACCCUUUCCUUGGCAUUGCUUACAUCACCGUGGGCUCAGUCUGCUUUUUUUUGGGUGUAGUUCUACUCAUCAUCCACCACAAAUAUGACAACCGCAACAACAAUGCUGACAUUCCCAACUAAACGCAUUCUGAUCGAAGCUGCUCCCAAUUCUGCAUGCCUGUGCAAGCCUGUAAGGUCCCAUUUUGGACUGCUUGUUGAUAAUACCCUGAAUGCACUGGUCUUUGUAAAUGUCUGUUAUGUGUUUACAUUGUUGGCACAUAUGGUAACCAUCCCUCAGGUGAAGGUGCCAGUCCAGUAUUUGUUUAAAAUGGGACUGUUAAGGCAAACGAAAGAUCCUGGAGCUUUUGAAUUCUUUUUCUUUGUGCAUAUGGUAUAGCUUCAAGAGGGCUCCUAAGAAUGGGCCUCAUUCACCAGUCAUUCACACGCACAAAUUUGUUCUUACACACCCAUACAAUCUAUUUAUUUAUUUAUUUAUUUAUUUAUAUUUGGAGGGGGAUUCCCCCCCCCUUUUUUUCUCCCCAAUUGUAUCCGGCCAAUUACCCCACUCUUCCAAGCCGUCCCGGUCGCUGCUCCACCCCCCUCUGCUGAUCCGGGGAGGGCUGCAGACUACCACACAUCUCCUCCAAUACAUGUGGAGUCGCCAGCUGCUUCUCACCUGACAAUGAGGAGUCUCGUCAGGGGGACGUAGCACGUGGGAGGAUCACGCUAUUCCCCUCCAGUUCCCCUGAGCAGGCGCUCCAACCAACCAGAGGAAGUGCUAGUACAACGACCAGGACACAUACCCACAUCUGGCUGUCCUCCUGCGGACACGGCCAAUUGUAUCUUGUAGGGAUACCCGACCAAGCUGGAGGUAACACGGGGAUUCGAACUGGCGAUCCCCAUAUUAGUAGGCAACGGAAUAGCCCGCUGUGCUACCUGGACGCCCCCAUAGAUUUUUUUUUUAUAUAGUUUUCAAAAUUGUCUAACAUAAGCAAAGCCUAAUGGUUAUUUGUAAUUCCUUCCCCCUAACAUCUAUUGUCUUACAUCUUGCAAUGAUUAAUCACCCAGGCUUGCAAAGACAUCAGUGUUGCCCAACUGGUAUCUAAAUUCAGGAGUAACCCAAGUUCUACACUUGUCUCUGAGACAAACUUUAGGGCUUAAAAAAAAAAAUUCCAUGGGUGCGAAAGAACAAAUUUUUACGUACGAACGAUUGAUGAAUGAGGCCCAAUGUUAUUUGUGGUCUUCAAGAAUAUAAAUGUUGUUUUCUAUUUAUCUAUACAUGAUCAAAAUACAUGUUUUACUUUAGCAGUGCAUUGUGAAUGGCUUGAUUACUGAAGGAUGUAUCUAUUUUGAUAUUGAGUUUUGUCAAUAUUAUGUACUGUAACAUGUCCUGCUGAUGAAUGUAUCUUUGUGUUUCACUGACAUACCUCUGUGGUUGUUUUGGAUUGGCACAGUAUAGGCCGGAAUGCUUAUUUUUCAAAUUGCUUGUGUGUUGGUAAAUUCUAAAAGUUCCUCCUUUCUAACAAGUAUUUUACCCAUCAAAGCCAUAGACUACCAGUGAGUAGCUAUACCAAAAAAUGGGGAUAUGUUAGCUGCCCUAAGUACCGUUUGGUUUUGUUAAGCUUGGACCAUUCAGAAGAUUUUUCUUGGGAAUUAUUGACAUCCAGUUUCUCGUCUUAAAAAAAAAAAUCAAUGCUUACUAAUUCUGGAAAAACUACAUCCUUUAUUGUGUAAAUGAUCAGAUAGCCUCUCUGUGCUGAUAACGGCAAGGAAACCGUUGUAGAAACUUAAGUUGUUGUUUAUCUUGACCUAAUUAUUUACAUUUUCUUGGGAACACUGUUCUGUUGACCAAAUGAUAAAGCACUUUUCUAGGUGUCGCAUUUGUUGUGCUUCCCCUCCUCGCUUCAGUCCAUCCCCUUUAUACUCUUGUUCUCUUGGAUAACUAUUGAGUACGUCGGGUUUUAUAAGCUUUGUAGGGUCCUAUUAAAGAAGAGUUUGUCAGUCCAUUGGCGUCGUUUGUUUUGUG
Molecule: messenger RNA, 3209 nt
Organism: Lampris incognitus (smalleye Pacific opah)
Lineage: Eukaryota; Metazoa; Chordata; Actinopteri; Lampriformes; Lampridae
Product: cell cycle control protein 50A-like
Exons: 7
Coding region: 209-1324 (371 amino acids)
Biological process (GO): phospholipid translocation
Cellular component (GO): endoplasmic reticulum; plasma membrane; Golgi apparatus
Source: RefSeq, a predicted model, not a curated record